AGCACUAAAAAAGCGACAAUGUAAACUGGAAUAUGUUGUUUUAAACCCUCUGAUGAAACUAAACAACUAAAGACUGGAACAAUAAGCAAUCGUAGUGGUCUUAAAAGUUCCUGUUUAAACUGAUAGACGCCUGUUAUUGCAAUUGGCUUCGGUCAUUGUUGGGUUAUGAUCUUGAUAAAAAGAUGUUUAUGCCGAGAUCCCUGAAAUUCAAAAGAGCCACUGACAGUCAGCGGAACGUAGACUUCAAGAAAAGUAAAACGAGCUUGAAUGAUUCUGUUUCUACCUCGUCGUCACUUGCUACAGAUGUGCCCGGUGUCUCUAUAUGCUCUCCACUCAAAAUGGACGGUGAACCUGACGAACCACACAAAGACAUAGAUUCCACGGAAUUACAAAUCGACCAGAGUAAUUUAUCUGGGAAAAUUGAGGAUAUAAAGGCAGAGGAUGGUCAUGAUGAAGAGCCAGUGAAAUCCUUCAAGAAAAGCCAAAGGUGGCCUGAGCCAGGGGAACCUGUUUGUGUCAUGUGCGGCCGUUAUGGCGAGUAUAUUUGCGACAGUACCGACAACGAUGUAUGUAGUCUGGAGUGCAAGGCAAGUCACUUAGCAAAGAUGUGCAUGGGCCUUGGACAAAAGCUCUUCUCUAAAAAUAAACAAGAAGACACAAGCAUUCCUUCUAUAUCAACAGACACUGACUGCACUAUAGAUGUUGUUAGUGACUACAAACUAAGUUACUCUUACAAGGAGGAUACCUUCAUAGCAGGACUGACAGAAGAACAGGUUGAGAGGGUGAAGAAAGAGUUAUCAAUUGUCACGCAUGGCCAGGAAGUCAGCAGACCAGUCAUUGAAUUUGAGCACUGUGACUUUCCUGAAGCUCUCAGGAUAAACCUGAAGAAGGCUGGCUAUGAGACUCCCACCCCCAUUCAAAUGCAGAUGGUUCCUGUAGGUUUAGCUGGGAGGGAUGUGAUUGCCACAGCUGAUACAGGCUCUGGAAAGACUGUUGCAUUCCUCCUACCAGUUGUUCUUCACUCUUUGGAGGGUGGAGCAGGUACUUCCUUUGGUCCUAUGGCUGUUAUUUUGACUCCAACCCGAGAAUUGGCUAUCCAGAUUGAGAGGCAGGCAAAGGAGCUGAUUAUGGGCCUGCCCAAUAUGAGGACUGCUUUGCUUGUAGGUGGAAUGCCCCUACCUCCCCAGCUCCAUCGCCUUAAGCAGAAGAUCAAGCUUGUGAUUGCAACUCCAGGCCGCCUCAUCGAGAUUCUGAAACAGAAGGCUGUCCAGCUUGACAGUGUCAAGGUUGUGGUUGUUGAUGAGGCUGACACUAUGCUUAAGAUGGGAUUCCAGCAGCAGGUGCUGGAGAUUUUGGAGCAAGUUCCUGAUGAGCAUCAGACUCUCCUAACAUCAGCCACAAUCCCAGCAGGAACAGAGUUGCUAGCAUCUCGUCUGACCCAGGACCCCGUGCGUAUCACGAUUGGUCAGAAGAACCAACCCUGUGCCAAUGUUCGUCAGAUAGUUCUCUGGGUAGAGGAACCAUCAAAGAAAAAGAAGCUCUUUGAGAUUCUAAAUGACAGAAAGCUCUACCAGCCACCAGUAGUAGUGUUUGUGGACUGUAAACUCGGAGCAGACCUUUUGUGUGAGGCUGUGCAUAAGAUUAUGGGUUUAAAUACAGUUGCUAUCCACUCUGACAAGACACAGUGGGAACGCAAUAGAAUCCUGAAGGGUCUACUUGAGGGCCAGUUUGAAGUGGUGAUCAGUACAGGUGUAUUGGGCAGAGGACUGGACCUGGUCAAUGUCAAGCUGGUGGUUAAUUUUGAUAUGCCAACUAACAUGGAUGAGUAUGUCCAUCAGAUUGGGAGGGCAGGAAGACUAGGACACAGAGGAACAGCAAUCACCUUCAUGAAUAACAACAAUAAGCGCUUGUUUCUGGACAUUGUGAACAGAGUCAAACCCACUGGCUCCCUGCUUCCCCCACAACUCCUGAACUCACCACACCUACACGAACAGCAGAGGAGGGCCAGGCGCAGAAGUAACCAAGGAGAGGAUAAUGUCGUAACCAAGAACAACCUCAUCGAUAUAAUUAAAAAGCAUGACAGGAGCUGUGCCAAAAAGUGACAAGUAUCUUAUUUACAUUUACAAUUUUACCUUUUCUUUCACUGAAUAAAUGUAAUGGGCUGUCCUUACCCCAUUUAAA
Messenger RNA from Electrophorus electricus (electric eel), 2181 nucleotides. It is a transcript of the gene ddx59, whose product is annotated as DEAD (Asp-Glu-Ala-Asp) box polypeptide 59. Lineage: Eukaryota; Metazoa; Chordata; Actinopteri; Gymnotiformes; Gymnotidae. Gene Ontology annotation, molecular function: ATP binding; nucleic acid binding; RNA helicase activity. The record is from RefSeq and is a predicted model, not a curated record.